This is a messenger RNA of Wasmannia auropunctata (little fire ant), 2461 nucleotides long. RefSeq names its product integrator complex subunit 9 (gene IntS9). Lineage: Eukaryota; Metazoa; Arthropoda; Insecta; Hymenoptera; Formicidae. Gene Ontology annotation, cellular component: integrator complex. The record is from RefSeq and is a predicted model, not a curated record. The transcript has 11 exons. Gene Ontology annotation, biological process: snRNA processing. The coding region runs from base 268 to 2271 and encodes 667 amino acids.
UUAACGGGCAAAAGGCUGUCAUGUCCUUUCUGGCCACACAUGUUUAUCCGAACUAUCGGGACAAAUUGAAUCAGAAGUAAAUACCGGAGGAAGGAAAAGAUCGAAAUGACAAAAAUCUAAUAGGAAUUCGAGAGCUCAAAAUUUUUAAGUUGCAAUUUGAGACUUGGCCAGUCAUUUGGGAUUGAUGAAAUACGACUUGUGUUACAAGAAGCAAUUCGGGCUAUUCUCAUCUUCUCUCAUGUGUUACUUGUAAACGAAAGAUUCAAGAUGAGGCUGUACUGCCUGUCCAGCGAGCCGACAAAGCCAUGCUUGGUUCUGACUUUCAAAGGAACCACCCUGAUGUUGGACUGUGGCUUGAAUAUGCAAUCCAUUUUGCAUUUCAUGCCCUUGCCCAUGGUUCCUAGCAACAAGUUCAAUUCCUUGUCGACGUGGCUGCCACGCAAUGACAAUCAACGCAAUGACAAUCAGCAAGAUUGGCAAAUCGAGGGGGAGCUGAAAGAAUGCUGCGGUAGAGUCUUUGUGGAUUCAGUUCCAGAAUUCACUCCUCCUCUGGAGAAGAUAAUUGAUUUCUCGGAGAUUGAUGCCAUUUUAAUAUCUAACUACACAUGCAUGCUCGCGCUGCCAUUCAUAACGGAAGGCACAGGCUUUAAAGGUAUAAUAUAUGCCACCGAACCGACGUUGCAAAUCGGACGGUUUUUCAUGGAGGAGCUAGUGGAAUUUAUCGAGCGGACUCCAAAGGCGACAAUGGCCAAACAUUGGAAGGACAUGUUACAUACUUUGCCAUCCCCGUUGGCUGAGAUCGUUAAACCGAAAUCCUGGAAGCAUAUUUACUCCAUGUCGGCUGUGAAUUCAGCGCUGUCAAACAUUCAAAUGGUCGGAUAUGAUCAAAAACUAGAUAUUUACGGCGCACUAACAGUCACACCAAUUAGUUCGGGCUACUGUUUAGGUAGUAGCAAUUGGCUGAUAUCUAGCGACCAUGAAAAGGUUGCUUUUGUCAGUGGCUCGUCCACUCUGACCACCCAUCCGAAGCCCAUGGAUCAGGUCACGUUAAAGCACGCCAAUCUGUUGAUUUUGACGGGCUUGACACAAACGCCAACUGCUAAUCCAGAUACGAUGCUUGGGGAAUUGUGCAUGACCGUCGCUGUGACUCUCAGAGCUGGCGGAUGCGUUCUGAUACCUUGCUAUCCCUCCGGCGUCGUGUACGAUUUAUUCGAGUGUCUGAGCACUCAUCUGGACAAGUCCGGCUUCACGCAAGUGCCUCUAUUCUUCAUCUCACCGGUGGCGGAGACGUCCUUGGCUUAUUCCAAUAUUCUGGCCGAAUGGCUAUCGACAAAUAAACAAAACAAAGUUUAUCUUCCAGAGGAACCGUUCCCACACGCUUUCCUCGUGAAGAACGCUCGAUUGAAGCAUUACACAUCUACGUACGCUGAAGGAUUCAGCAGUGAUUACCGACAGCCCUGCGUCGUCUUCUGCGGCCAUCCGAGCCUCCGGUUUGGCGAUGCCGUGCAUUUCGUGCAGUUAUGGGGCAACAAUUCCCUGCACACUGUAAUCUUUACCGAGCCUGAUUUUCCGUAUUUAGAAGCUCUCGCUCCUUUUCAACCAUUGUCAAUGAAGGCAGUGCACUGUCCCAUCGACACCUCUCUGAAUUUUACUCAGGCCAACAAACUGAUUCGGGACUUGAAGCCGGAGCACCUUGUUAUUCCGGAGGUUUACACGCAGCCCCCUGGAAUGGCGCCACACAGAACGGAUCUUGUCAUCGAAUCCAUCGGGGAAAAACCCUUGAUUACGUUUAAACGCGGAGAGGUGAUAAAAUUGCCAUUAAAGCGGAAGAAGGGCCGCGUGUUCAUUGAACCGGAACUAGCUGGCAGUAUUGUACCGAGUGAAGUGCGACCUGGCCUGAGUCUCGCAUCUGUUACCGGCGAGCUUGAGGUCAAGGACAACGUGUACACCAUAAAAUAUGUAGAGGACAAACCGAGCGGAAAGAGGAAAAUGUCGUUGGGUUCGCCCGCGCCCAUCAUGGAGGAAGUACUGAAGUUGCGGAAGCACGAGUACGGGAGCCUGGAUCCACAAGAAUUGCUGCAAAAGCUCAAUCAGGAAGGCUUUCACGGAGCCAAGUUACAGCACAGUCCUACGUCUACGAGUAUUCAUUUGCAAGACGAGGAUACUCUGAUUCAGAUCGGAGAUAAUUCUACGCACAUUUUCUGCAACGGCGAUCAAAAGAUCCGUAAACGUCUCAGGGAUAUAAUAAUGCAGUGUCUGAAAACAUUUUGAGGUACGAUUUAUAUAGUGUUCUCUGACAUUCUCUGUGAGACAAUGUUUUAUACUGGUAUCGUAUAUAUACAUAAUUUAUUGUUUCAAAGCGUGUAUAUAUUUAUUUGUUCCAUCAUUCACUUUUAUUCGAUGACAUUAACUUAGUAUUAAUUUCUAAAUUGGUUAUAAUAAAAAAAUUUUUUAUUAUCUU